UGUUAUCGAUGUAAUCACGUUUGCCAGCUGGACGCGUUAGUGUGUUUCCGUUUAUUCUUCCAAAGUUUGUUAUUGCGGAGUUUCCUAUUUAUAUAAUAGAAAUUAAAUACAAUGGAGAAGCUAGCGUCGGCCAAAUCGUGUCUUAAACUGUUGCAGGUUAUGCCCGGCGUGCAGCAGGCGGCACUUCUUCCUGGUGGUGGACUGGGCGUACUCGCUUCUCCACUCCAGAAUCUGAUCCAGAUGCAGCAGGUACGCCACCGACAGACCAAGCACUGGAGGCCCGAGUUCAAGCGCCUGCGUAAGUUUAAGUUCGUGAAGAUGGAUCUGCCCAAUCUGCGCGAGAAACCGGAGGACAUCACCAAGGAGGAGAUGCGCAGCCGGAUGAAGGAGCGAGGUGUCUUGCCGCCACGUCCCUGGAUGGAGCGUCCUUUCCACAUAAGCUGCACGGGCGGCAUCUUUGAGGCUUAUGUCCCUCCCGAAGGCGACGGCAAGAAGUCUAUUAUUUCAACAUCGGGUGCCAAGCAGAAGUUCGAGUUUCUGGAGAAGAAGUCCAAGAGCCUGAUGGCCGUGCGCAAGAUUCGUUCCUACGACGAAAAUUUUAGAUCUGAUGAUUUCGGCGCCGAGGCCCAGGAUAUAUACAUACAGGCGCACACUCACAUGGCCGCCAAGGACAAGUACAAGAUUCGCGAGUUCGUCAGCGAACGCUGUUAUCCGGAGAUGAUGCACAACGUCAAGGACAAGACCAUUCGUUGGAAGUUCCUGCAGUCGCUAGAGCCACCGCGCGUUGUCCAUGCCCGCGUGACGGAGGUGAUCACCAAGGAGAACCAGUUCGCUCAAGUCACCGUGCGCUUCCACAGCCAACAGAUGUUAGCCAUCUACGACCGCUUCGGUCGCCUGAUGCACGGCAGCGAGAUCAUCACCAAGGACGUGCUGGAAUAUGUGGUGUUUGAGAAGCACAUUUCGAACGAGUAUGGCAAAUGGCGGCUGCACGACAAGAUCAUCCCCGACUGGUUGCCGGCCAAGCAGCCCGCCCCCAUCACUUAUCGUCUCAUCGAGGAUGCAGAGGAGCCACCCAAGGAACUGAGUGCCGGGGAUGCCGAGGUCAAACAGGUGGACUCAGUCAGCGAACAACCCAAGGAGCAACUGCAACUGGCCACCCCGGUGGAGAGCCAUACCAAGCCGUCCUUGUCCAUUUGAUUGUACUUUUUGUGGGCCGCCUGGCGGCUCAGAAGAAUGCGUGUUAACAUUGCCUAAUGCUUUUUGAGUCGCCACUUGGUUAAAUUAUAAUUUUUCAAACUGUUA
Drosophila simulans is the source of this 1302-nucleotide messenger RNA. RefSeq names its product probable 39S ribosomal protein L45, mitochondrial (gene mRpL45). The transcript has 2 exons. NCBI's taxonomy places the organism in Eukaryota, Metazoa, Arthropoda, Insecta, Diptera, Drosophilidae. Gene Ontology annotation, cellular component: mitochondrion. Bases 112 to 1197 code for a protein of 361 amino acids. The record is from RefSeq and is a predicted model, not a curated record.